GCGGAUUACGUCAGCAAGUCGGUGCGGAAGACAAGGAAAUAAAAACAUUCGGAGAAUAUAGGUUAGGAAAAGGCGAAACGUGAGCAGGUGACGGCUGUGCUUAUAGGGUACAUACGGUGAUUAGAAAGAAGACUUCAAGAGAUCACCGUCUGUGUGUAUAGAUCACCCGGUGUUCUCUUUUUUUCUCCUUUUCUGAGGAAGACUGGUUUAAAUUUUACGGACUUUUCUCAUUUUCAGUUACCUGCCCAUAAUGCUUGGGGGAGGAUUUAAGGCAGAGAGACUUCGUGUCAACCUGCGACUUGUCAUCAACAGACUAAAACUUUUGGAAAAGAAAAAAACUGAGCUAGCACAGAAGGCACGAAAAGAGAUUGCAGAUUAUCUUUCAUCAGGAAAGGAUGAGCGGGCACGGAUUCGCGUGGAACACAUUAUUAGAGAAGACUACCUGGUAGAGGCCAUGGAGAUCCUAGAACUUUACUGUGACCUUUUACUUGCACGUUUCGGCCUCAUACAGUCUAUGAAAGAGCUGGACCCUGGUUUGCAGGAGGCAGUCUCUACCCUGAUUUGGGCUGCUCCAAGACUGCAGGCUGAAGUGGCUGAACUAAAAAUUGUUUCAGAUCAGCUAUGUGCAAAGUACAGUAAAGAAUACGGAAAGCUAUGUAGAUCAAAUCAGAUUGGUACUGUCAAUGAUAGGCUCAUGCACAAGCUAAGUGUUGAAGCUCCGCCAAAGAUUCUAGUAGAACGCUACCUCAUUGAGAUUGCCAAAAACUACAAUGUGCCCUAUGAGCCUGAUGCUGUAGUAAUGAGUGAGGCACCUAUGGGUGUAGAAGCUGAUCUUAUUGAUGUUGGGUUUACUGAUGAGAAGAAAGGUGGCUCAGGAGGAGGUGGAGGUGGAGGAGGAUUCACUGCUCCUGCAGGAAUAGUUCCAAUGCCCAUGCCAAUGCCCAUGCCCAUGCCUCCUGCUCCAUUUAGUUACCCUCAGCCCAAGGGAGCUGAUGCAUUUGGUGGCCCUGCAGUUGGCAUCUAUCAGAGUUAUAACAAUUUUCAUCCUCCAGUUCCAGGAGGCCCACCUCCACAACUUCCAAGUGUCCCACCCACUUAUGAAUCUAUUGAGGACAUCUCCACUGAUAAAUCAGUUGCUCCUCCAAAAGCCACAGGCCCUGCAAUCUAUGAUAACAACGCACUCCCAGAGCUUCCUUCUGUUCCUGACACUCUUCCUACUUCCUCCAUUGGUGGUAACUCCGUUCCUUCAGAAGAUAUUGACUUUGAUGAUCUCUCCCGACGCUUUGAAGAGCUCAAGAAGAAAACCUAGACCAUAGAUCCCUCCUAGCCAUUUUCACUACUUCUACACUUCAUCACGAAGAGCGGUUUAUAAUAUAAACUCUGUAUAUUCUUCAGUUCUCUUGUAUCUUUAUAUAAAUGCAGUAUGGGUCAUGAAUCUCAGCAUAACUCCAUUGUUUGACGAAAAAGAAAGCAAAGGUGAAUGGCAAUAAGGUCUGAGCAUUCCCUAUAACUUAAAAGGUUUUAUAUUAUUCAUAACUGAAAAUAGUAUUGUCUUUUAAAUUACAUGGUAACAAAUAGCAAAUAAUGUGGUAAUUGAUUUUUUUUUCCUGGCCUUGUAAAAUAAAAUGUACACUAUGAUGUUUAAAAAAA
This is a messenger RNA of Erpetoichthys calabaricus (reedfish), 1650 nucleotides long. It is a transcript of the gene ist1, whose product is annotated as IST1 factor associated with ESCRT-III. NCBI's taxonomy places the organism in Eukaryota, Metazoa, Chordata, Cladistia, Polypteriformes, Polypteridae. The record is from RefSeq and is a predicted model, not a curated record. Gene Ontology annotation, biological process: protein transport. Bases 251 to 1309 code for a protein of 352 amino acids. The transcript has 10 exons.